CGAGAUCAGCGAAGUGUAAAAGAUUGCUCAACUGAAUUUAAUUUUCAACAUUCAAACGAUAGUCAUAGCGGUGAAUACUCACCACAUUCAACACCUUCCAUAACACACCCACCGCCAACGCUCGGUCAAGCCGAGCACGAUCUACUCAAACAGUUUGCUUUGCUUUUCGGCCCCGACGCCGAUGUCAAUACAUAUUACAUAUUAGAUUCAGACGUCGAUGGUGAUGACGAAGACACUGACGCCAACGGUUCGACAGCCAAUGUGCAUAUCGAACAGACGAUUGCCGAAAUUAAUCAGGCCGGUUCACCUUUGGAAACCACACGAACAACGCCGACAAAGAGUGUGACCAGCUCAAUGACAAUUUCACCAGAAUCACCAUCGUUUACAAUUAACGAGGCGCAUCUACCGCAUAUACCCUCUUCAUCUACAUCCAGCUCAUCCAUGUACGCCAUACGCACACCAUCACCGAUACGAUUUCGUCUAUUGGAAUCGCCAAGCUCCGAUAUCGACGGCAUCACCCUUACCGAGAUGGUGGAGGUACAUUGUCCGCCGACGAAAGCACUCGACGUCAGAGUGAAUAUGGAGCAUUUACUGGUUGAAAGUCAAAAUGGGGUUGGCGUCACCGAUGAGUUUGCGAGUCAAAAUAAUAAUACAUCCUGUUCUAUGUCAUCCACCCUAACCGAUAGCAAAACUGUUGAUGUACGAACACCGAUAGUAGUUUAAGCUUGUGUUAAAAAAUAUGUAUGUACGUUUGAAUGUGGUAACCAUGAUAUUUAAUUGGACCUGAGUUGGUAGUGGUUACAUCCUCCAUGUGCUUGAACCCUGACAAGAUUAGUUGAAGUGCAGCAAAGCCACAAAAAUCACAAAGAAAAGUGCAAAACAACAAAGCAAAUUGUGGUAAAUGAGGCACAAGUAUGGUACUCGUAACCAGAAGCCUAGCUUCGUAGUUUGUUAUUUGUUAGUAUUCAGGCUUGUAAAUGUAAUUAGGCAGCGAAAUCAAACGUCAAAAUAAUUAUUACUUUCAAGGGUCGAAUUAUUUACGGUUAGUUGAAGAACUUAGUUAGUCAAUUUGCUUAGCAAUUUUGUUGGAUUGAGGUUAGCAUAGAGCUGUUUUCAAGGUAGGUCUAGGCAGCAAGUCGCUUCGACAGGAUUGGACUAUAUGCAGUAGACUCUAAAGUAUUUCUUAAAACUGUGCAUACGGCACCCAAGUAGUUGGAGUCUUAGGCCUAGGUAGUGUGUAAAGCAUAAAAAGGCACCGAGGAGGGUCUUAACUAAUGGAGAAGGGAAUGAAAUGUCUGUCUUUAUUGGCGCUUUCCACAGUUUUCUUAAGUGAAGCUUGAACACUUUUGGAAAGACUCUUCCUAACAUCUUGUUUUUGUCGAUGUUUGAGCCAUCUUUUCGAAUUUUCCAUCGAGGGUUGCAAGUUAAACAGUCGUCAUUAUGUAAGAAAAAUAUUCAGAUCCGUUGAGACGUGAUUAACGAACUGAAUUUAUAGCGAAAAUUCUGCUUUAUCGCAUUGGUUACAGAUCUAGCUAAGAUUUGUGAACUCAGCAUUCAUUAGCAAGUAAUGAUGUUAUAGUAAACUGUGAAUUUUAAGAGAAAAGUGUUGUAUUUUAGGUUAUAGAAAUUAGUAUGAGUAAAGAAAUGUUGCGAUGUGUAGAAAAAUUAUGAUGUUAUUCUUUAUUGACGUCAUAAAACUGUUUAGAUUGCCUUAGAAGAGAGUCAAAAAGUUAAAAACGUCAUGCUUGUUAGUUCACAGAUAUUACCACUUGGUCUCAUUUACCAUAAAUUGCUUUGUUAUUACUGUUAUACUUCGUAAUUUACUCUACUCGAAUAUGCUAUAUUAAUUUCGUCCAUUUAUUUCCGUAUAGAUACCUCGAAAAUAUUAUUAUAUUAAAAUAUAGAAAGCUGCUAUUAAAGCUCUCAAUAAUUUCAUAUUAUUUAUUAAAAUUUUUAAUUUUGAAAAUUUUAUAUUUUUUAUGUUUAAAGUUAGGUUCCAUGUGUUGUAUUGUUGUUGCUGACACGGUGUAAAAUAUGCUGUAAAAAUUUUUUUGAGAAACAGGGAGUGAUAU
Molecule: messenger RNA, 2072 nt
Organism: Bactrocera dorsalis (oriental fruit fly)
Lineage: Eukaryota; Metazoa; Arthropoda; Insecta; Diptera; Tephritidae
Product: probable G-protein coupled receptor CG31760
Exons: 1
Source: RefSeq, a predicted model, not a curated record